Messenger RNA from Oryza brachyantha (malo sina), 1837 nucleotides. Its product is annotated as AAA-ATPase ASD, mitochondrial-like. The coding region runs from base 1 to 1578 and encodes 525 amino acids. The record is from RefSeq and is a predicted model, not a curated record. Gene Ontology annotation, molecular function: ATP binding; ATP hydrolysis activity. NCBI's taxonomy places the organism in Eukaryota, Viridiplantae, Streptophyta, Magnoliopsida, Poales, Poaceae. The transcript has 3 exons.
AUGCCCCUUCAACUAGCCAUGGCGGGCACGGUGGAGAAGUGGGGCGCGGUGUGGUCGGUGCUGGCGAGCCUCGUCUUCCUCUGGCCGCAGCUGCAGAGCUACGUCCCCGCCGGCCUCCGCCACUGGCUCGCCGCCAUGGCCGACAAGGUCGCCUCCUGCCUCAGCCCCUACCUCCACGUUACCAUCUCCGAGUACGGCGACCACCGGUUCCGCCGCAGCGAGUUCUUCCUCGCCGCCGAGGCCUACCUCGGCCACGCCUGCGCCUGCCGCGCACGCAGGCUCAAGGCCGACCUCGGCCGGGACGCCAGGGGCGUCCAGGUCUCCGUCGACGACGAGCAGGAGGUCACCGACGGUUUCCGCGGCGCCACGGUGUGGUGGUACCCGUCCUCCAAGUCCAGCGGCGGCAAGGUCAUCAGCUUCUACCCCGGGGAGGACGAGCGCCGCCUCUACCGCCUCGUCUUCCACCGCCGCCACCGCGACCUCGUCCUCGACGGCUACCUCCCCCACGUCCUCGCCGAGGGCCGCGCCGUCACCGUCCGCAACCGCCAGCGCCGCCUCUUCACCAACAACGCCAGCACCAGCUGGAACCCCUACCGCCGCGGGAAGGGCGUCUGGAGCCACGUGCCCUUCGAGCACCCGGCCAGGUUCGACACGCUCGCCAUGGACCCCGGCCAGAAGGACGCUGUCGUCGACGACCUCAUGGCGUUCCGUGACAGCAAGGACUACUAUGCCAAGGUCGGCAAGCCCUGGAAGCGAGGGUACCUGCUCCACGGGCCCCCCGGCACCGGCAAGUCCACCAUGAUCGCCGCCAUGGCCAACUUCCUCGACUACGACGUCUACGACCUCGAGCUCACGGCCGUCAAGAACAACACCGAGCUGCGCAAGCUCUACAUCGAGACCACCGGCAAGUCCAUCAUCGUCAUCGAGGACAUCGACUGCUCCGUCGACCUCACCGGCAAGCGCAAAGAGGCCUCCGGCGACAGGAAGGACGACGGCGGCGAGGGCAGCGACGACAAGCCCAAGCUUCCGACCGACGCGGACAGGGACGACAGCGGCAGCAAGGUGACGCUGUCGGGGCUCCUCAACUUCAUCGACGGGCUGUGGUCGGCGUGCGGCGGCGAGCGGAUCAUCGUCUUCACGACGAACCACAAGGAGAAGCUGGACCCGGCGCUGAUCCGGCGGGGCCGGAUGGACGUCCACAUCGAGAUGUCCUACUGCCGCUUCGAGGCGUUCAGGGUGCUGGCCAAGAACUACCUCGGCGUCGAGCAGCACGAGCUGUUCGGCGAGAUAGGGCGGCUGCUGGAGGAGGCCGACAUGUCGCCGGCGGACGUGGCCGAGAACCUGAUGCCCAUGUCGAGGACGAAGAAGAGGGACCCUGACGCGUGCCUGGCAGGUCUAGUCGAGGCGCUGAACAGGGUACUCAAGGAGGAAGCGGAAGCGAAGGCGGCGAAAGAGGAGGAGGAAGAGACGAAAGCGAAGGCGCAGGCAGCCACCAAUGGUGGUAAAGACGAAGGCAAGGACGAAACGACGUCACCGGAAGCGGACAAGGCCAAUGGCGACAUCAAAUAUAUACUGUAACAUCAUGCAAGUGGGAUCGAGCAGCUGAUCUCGUGAGGUGGAAGCCACGUAUCUGAGCAGACUGCUCAUCAUGAAGCUUGACGGUUUACUGAUUGCGCCUUUGCGCUAUUUUAGCCACUGUAGCUUUCUUGUUACAGCUUUUCCAUUCAACUUGGUAAUAAGAAAAUUCCCAACCCAUAGAACUAGAUAUAGUUUUCAUAAACUCUACGUCAUCAAAAAACUAGUACUAGACACUACUCUUUCAAUGCAAACACCAUUA